AUGAAUUAUCGACGUCAGACGAAGAACCCUGCUCGCAUUGGCCAUGAUCAAGAACAGAGCCGGUAUGAAGAGCCUAACAUCGCCCUCCCUCCGACUAUCAAUGCUGCCUACGAUUGGACCGGUGCAGAGGAUCCAGACAACCCUCGCAACUUCUCUGCCUCUUUGCGGAUAUUCAGUACCAUUGCCAUAACCAUGCUUGCCAUGAUUGGCACCAUAGCCGGAUCAAUGUAUGCGCCCGCGCAGGAUGUCGUCGCCUCCUACUUUCACUGCAGCCGGACUGUCGCUGUUCUACCCCUAUCACUCUACAACCUUGGUCUUGCCUUUGGGCCUAUGGUCGGCGCACCACUCUCGGAGACGUACGGCCGAAAAUCCGUGUUUCUGCUGUCAACUCCAGUAUUCGUACUAUUUUUGCUUGGCUCUGGCUUCAGCAAGUCGAUAGGCGGACUCACAACUUGCCGGUUCUUCGCUGGUGUGUUUGCCUCGCCCCUGAUCAACAAUGCGCCGGCAACGCUGCUCGACUUCACGCCACCGCGGUAUCGAGGUGUCAGUCUGGGAGGAUACUAUGCCGUGCCCUCCUUUGGAGCGGCUCUGGGCCCGUUGAUAGGAGGGUUUGUUCUCCUCGCCAAACCCUGGCAGUGGACGCAAUGGAUAUCUAUAUUUAUCACUGUGGCGUUUUAUAUCCCUGUAUGCUUCACUCGCGAGACGUACAAGAAGGUUAUUCUUAAGCGGCGGGCUACGCGUUUGGGACUACGAGACUCGGCGUCGCAGCGAACUUCGCCUGGACGAGCGUUUAGAUAUUUCUUCACGACCCUGAUUCAGAGGCCCUUGCACAUGCUGUUUACCGAGCCGAUUGUCACUCUGGUCAGUGUGUAUAACGGAUUCCUAUUCGGUCUGCUGUAUACAUUUGUCGUGUCUGUCCCGUGGAUAUUUCGGACCUACUAUGGAUGGUCGGUGGAUAGUGAGCCGCUGUCGUAUUUGGGGCUCAUGUGCGGCACGGCGCUUGCAGCGGUGCCCCUAGUUCUGAUUGAUCUUCAGUCUUAUCAGAAGCGUCUGUCUGAGUGGCAGCUUGGCCAUGAUGACGAUGAGCCGCUGCCGUCGGAGAAUAGGCUCAUGUCUGCUCUGAUUGGGAGCCUCCUGUUGCCGAUUUGUCUUUUUAUUGUUGGCUGGACGGUGCAUUUCCACGUCCACUGGAUUGUGCCUAUUAUUUUCCAAGGCCUCGUUAUGCUAUCCUCUCUGCUUGUUUAUGCAGGCGCCAAUCUCUUCAUGCUGGACGCCUAUGGCCCGUUGUAUGGAGCAUCGGCGUCUGGAGCCAUGAUGUUCAGCCGGUAUCUGCUCUCUGCCGCGUUUCCAUUGUUUGCGCUGCAAAUGUAUGAGCGCCUUGGCGCAGGGUGGGCUACAAGCAUUCUGGGAUUUGUGACGUUGGCCAUGGCACCGAUUCCGUGGAUUUUCAGGGCAUAUGGGGAGAAGUUGAGGGCGAGAAGUAAAUAUGAAAUGAGCACUUGA
Molecule: messenger RNA, 1503 nt
Organism: Trichoderma asperellum CBS 433.97
Lineage: Eukaryota; Fungi; Ascomycota; Sordariomycetes; Hypocreales; Hypocreaceae
Biological process (GO): spermine transport; transmembrane transport; spermidine transport
Cellular component (GO): plasma membrane
Molecular function (GO): spermidine transmembrane transporter activity; spermine transmembrane transporter activity
Source: RefSeq, a predicted model, not a curated record